AUUGUACAGUUAAUUAACUAUGAAUGUUGCCAAGAUGAUGCGUUUCAUUUCCUUUUCUAAAUAAGGUUAAAAUGCACAGAGUUUCUAAAACUCGUUGACCCGGUCAAGUUCUUCAUCUCCAUUUUAGAAGCGCAUUUGUGCAGCGUGAACGCUGUGUUCUCUUUUUCUUUUGUUUGUCAAAUCUAUAUUUUAAAAUCUCAUCUAAUUUAAUUUAGAUGUAGAUGGCAAAUUCCAUAAAGAUGCUUCAUAAUUCCAGUGAAUUGUUGGCCAGGAGCUAUCGAGAGACGCAGACAGAUCAGAGGGAAAAGACAGAGGGAAUGUUACUGGGGUCUCACCAACGGCCGGCUAGGAAAUUCAUGACGUAGGAUCGUUUGGAGUAUAAAAAGGGUUUGGGAGAGUAACACAGGGGGUUCACUGUGUAUUACAGAGUGCCAUAUUUACUGCACAUCCAGAUCUGAAGAAGUACGUACAGACGCCCCGCAUAGAUUUCCCUUCAGUAAACUGAGAACGAUACUAGAAAUGGUCCUGCUUGCAAUGAUACUCCUGUUAUCAGUUACACUUGGAGAGACUAAUCCCACAAGGGAGUAUACUGAAGAUGCUGAGGAGCAAGUGCUCAAAGUUUUGCAGAGAAUCGCUGCACGACCCACACCUGAAUCUCUGGCAUCCAAACUCUCAUCUCACCUCCCCAUGGACAUGUCCAACCCAUGGCUAAGUGCACGAAUUCCCAGCAGUUCAUGGUGGUGGCACCCUGAAAAACCUCAUCCUGAAACCAAGAGGAGGCAGAAUCUUGCAUCAUAUAAUCUUAAUUCAUUCGGCCUUCGUUAUGGGAAGUGAGAUCAGGCCAUGGCUACAGAAUGGAUUCUGCUUACAACUAUUAAGCAGUUAUGAUUAUUGUCAUUUUCUGAUGCAUUUUUUAUUAUAUUUGGCUUGACAAUAUACCACUUUGUCUGCUUUGUCUAUUUUGACAGCAACACGUAGUUGGGAGUAGUGAAUAAGGAUGACUGGCACCAGUCUUAUAAAAUCUUCUAUUCGCAUCAAAUAAACUUUAUAAUCUUUGAUAAAAUUUCAUGUGUGCAUUUUUAUUGUUUCAUUUACUACACAUGUUCUACACAACACAAAAUGUAUUUUCCAAUACAGUUCCACUGGCAUAAUUCCUGGCAUGAUGACAAAACUUGUUUAUUUGUCCUGUAAUUCUUAGACGAAAUGCUUUGUCAUUUCUAGAACAGUGCAUAUAAUACUCAUGUUCAAGGCAAAUAAGGUUAUUCAUUCAUUCAUUCAUCUUCAGUAACCACUUUAUCCUGGCAGAGUCACAGUGGAGCUCAAGCCUAUUCGGGGAACACUGGAACAUGCUGGAUGGGACACCAGUUCUUCUCAGGCACCAUGCACACACAUUCACACACUCAUUCACACAUAAAAUUUGUUGUAAUGUUUUUUGGGUGUUGGGAGGAAACCAGGGAACCCAGACAUAUAUGGGGAGAACAUGCACAAAAACUCAACACAAACAAUUAUGUUAAAAUGUUUAAACAUUCAUCAUAUUUCAAUAUUUUAUAUAUA
Messenger RNA from Ictalurus furcatus (blue catfish), 1554 nucleotides. RefSeq names its product KiSS-1 metastasis suppressor (gene kiss1). The transcript has 3 exons. Bases 520 to 834 code for a protein of 104 amino acids. The record is from RefSeq and is a predicted model, not a curated record. Lineage: Eukaryota; Metazoa; Chordata; Actinopteri; Siluriformes; Ictaluridae.